AUGGCGAAAACAAGGAGAACCAACACAGAAGAUCAUCAUACUGAAGAGGAGGAACAUGUCGAGGUUGUUGAUGAAACUGAUUUGUCCGAAACAGUUCGUUUGCUGAAACAGGAAAUGGCAGCGAUGAAGCAACAACGGGAGAAGGAUGCGAAGGAACUUUCGGCCUUGAAAGCCGAAAAUGAGGCAUUAAAAAACCAAGAUUCUUCGUGGAAGCCUACUCAUCCCACAACCACUCAGACACAAGGGUCUUAUCAAUCUCAUGAGGUCCGCACAUCGGUUCCUCACGGCUCGGCCGCGGCACCAGAAAAAUCCCCUUCGACCUUGCAUACGAUCGGACGACCCACCGACGUAGUAACCAUCGGCUCACAUAGACACCCUUUCACAUCAUCCAUUAUGCAAUUGCCGUUGCUCGAUAAUUGGAAAUCGUUACCCAUUGAUAAGUAUGACGGUACAACCGACCCUGAUGAACAUCUUGAUGUUUUUCUCACGCAGGUAACCUUGAGCACCACGGAUGAUGCGGCCUUGUGUCAGAUUUUUCCGACAUCUCUCAAAGGCAGGGCGUUGAGUUGGUUCACUCGGCUACCUCCUAACUCAAUCGACUCGUUCAACACUUUGUCAUCACAGUUCACCAUCCAGUUCGCAACGAGCCGUCCCCACAGCUUGACCUCACUAUCAUUGGUAAGCCUUCGACAAGACAAGAAGGAGUCUCUUCGGGCCUUCAUGGAUCGGUUUAACAAAGCUGCGCUGGAAAUCCGAGACCUCAAUUCGGCCGUAGCACUCCAUCACCUCACAACGACAUUGAAGCCGGGGCCAUUCGUCAAUAGCAUUUGCAAAAAACCUCCUUCGGACAUGAACGACUUACGAAGGAGAGUUGACAAGUAUAUGCAAAUGGUAGAGUUAGCCGAAUACCGCAAUCAAGCCCGUGCCGAAUCAGUGAGCAAGGCCGAAAAGCCAACGGAACAACCAUUCAGAGGGAAAGCCAAAGAAAUAACACUGCGAGACCGACCCACUUGUGGGCCGAAAUACUCUCACUACACCCCCCUGAAUGCUAGCAGGGCAGCGGUGCUAGAGCAAGCCCUCGCAGCUGAAGUGCUAGCGGGACAACUUCAUAACUUUGUCAAUCGGUCAGGAUCAUCUCGGCCUCGCUCAACAUAUCAACCUCGCCACCAGGAUCGGCAUAGACAUGAUAAUUCUGAGAGGACUCGGCGUGACCGAAGCAGGUCUCGUGAUAGGAAGGACGACCCAUCGGCUGCGCAUAGGAGGGUUAUUAAUACAAUCGCAGGAGGAUUCGCCGGAGGAGGUUCAACUUCCUCAGCUCAAAAGAGACACUUGCGUGCUAUUCGCUCGGUUCACGUCGUUGAUAGGCAGCCCUCCCGAAGACUACCAACCAUAAUCUUCACUGAUGCUGACUUUCAAGGCAUUGACCCCGUGCAGGACGAUCCAAUGGUGAUCAGCGUAGAAAUUCACAAUUUCAUAGUCAAGAAAACGUUGGUUGACCAGGGCAGCUCGGCGGAUAUUUUAUACUGGAAUACCUUCAAACAGUUAGGUAUUUCCGAGACGGAGUUGAUCCCUUACGAUGACCCCUUGGUUGGAUUCUCAGGAGAACGGGUAAGCACCAAGGGAUAUAUUAAGUUAUUCACUCGUUUUUGUUUUGACGAACAAGAAAGUAGAGAAAUUCAGGUGAAAUACAUUGUGGUGCAUGCCAACACGUCUUAUAAUAUCCUCCUCGGUCGGCCAUCAUUGAACAUGUUGGGGGCAAUUGUCUCGACACCGCACUUAGCAAUGAAGUUCCCAUCCGACAAAGGGAAGAUCCUUACAAUCCACGCCGAUCAGAAAGCUGCUCGGGAAUGCUAUUUCGCAAGUCUGCGCGUAUCUCCCGUCGAAGAACAGCGACAAAAAUCCAAACGGGUUCAUGCUAUAGCUCCUUCGGCAUCUGACGCGUUGGUCGAUUGGGAUCUUGAUCCAAGAAUGAACAAUGAAUAA
This is a messenger RNA of Cajanus cajan (pigeon pea), 1983 nucleotides long. NCBI's taxonomy places the organism in Eukaryota, Viridiplantae, Streptophyta, Magnoliopsida, Fabales, Fabaceae. The record is from RefSeq and is a predicted model, not a curated record.